Messenger RNA from Symbiodinium pilosum, 2010 nucleotides. Lineage: Eukaryota; Dinophyceae; Suessiales; Symbiodiniaceae. The record is from the annotation of a GenBank genome assembly.
AUGCGCAGAUUGCCAUGCUGGCGACGCUGGCCACAGGUAGCCCGGACCCCGUGCAGAUGUGUGUCAUCAGCACCCAGCAUCCCAGGAAGUGCGCAAGGUGCGGCAUGGAACGUCAACGCAUCAGAACGUGGCUACAAAGACUUGGCUACGAAAAGCAUUCUGCAACAUGGCUUCGUCCUGUUACACGGGCUUUUUGCAGGAGAGGAACUUGAUCGGCUCGCAACACCUGCCAUUUCCAAGACCCAAGAGGUCUUGUCCAUGCUCCAAGAGAAGGGUGUGGAGUUAUCGGUGGGUAGUCGACUCGGCUUUCAUGAGGUGGUGCUUCGGUCGCCUGGUCGCUAUGACGUGCCAUGCCCUUUCGAGGCGUUCAACGGCGAGCUUUUGCAGAAGAUCGACUGCAUUGCAAAUGAGCUCCUUUCCGACAAGGCAGCACAUCGCCCUCCCGCGCGAGCCUUUGCCGGAACCGUGCGUGCAUCGCCCGGCAGUGAGGCGCAGAUCUGGCACGCGGACUCACCCCACGCCUCAGACGCACACCGUGGCCCGCACUUGCUCAACGUCCUCGUUGCUACGCAGGACCUGGUGCCAUCCCUUGGGCCCACAGAACUUGUGCCUGGGUCACAUAUUCUCACCAACCAUUUGCGAGAAGGGGCCCAGUUUGGGACGGAGCUUCUUUAUCAGUCUCCUGGGAACUCCCCGGAGCUUGUGGGAGCAGAGAAAUCGCCAGUACUUGCGGAGAUGGCUAAGGGCAGCGUGCUCGUCUUUGAUGACCGGAUCCUCCAUCGAGGCGGCGGCAACACGUCGAAAUUGAACCGCGACGUCGUUUUCUUCUCCUACAGCCAUCCAAGCUUCGAACAUGCCACGCAUUAUGAGGCAGUCCGCUCCCUGGAGACUUAUGACCACCGUUCGCUGGCUGAGACGGUGCGAAGCGAGUUCCCAGGUCUGCGUUCCAACUCACAUGACGCACCUGUCCUGGCAGACGGAGCAAGCGGAUCCCAGCUCCACACCUCUGCCAUCCAGGCCGUGCAGGACCAGCUGUGUUAUGGCACCGCAAACAUUGGCGGCGCAUACGAGUCCAGCCAACGGGCGGAGGCCACUGUCCAGAGGGCGCGUCUGGCCAUGUCCGAGUUCCUGGGCUGCGCUGCGGAGGAGGUGGUGUUCGGGGCCAGUAUGACUGCUCUCGUCCUCCACCUGGCUAGAGCCCUCCGGCCGAGGCUUCAGCCGGCUUUGGACAGCAAGUGCAAGUGCAACAUCGUGCUGGACCCUAUCAGCCACGGUGCCAACGUGUGGCCCUGGGUGAAGCUUGCUGGCAAACUGGGAGCUGAGGUGCGGUGGUUGCCCGUGAAAGCGAACUGCGUGCUCGAUACAGAGGACUCGCUGCUGGCUGCAGCCAUUGACAAGGACACUUGUUUGGUGGCCGCUGGUGCAGCUUCCAACGGAGUUGGAGCGAUUCACGAUGUUGGAACUCUGUGCAAAAAGGCCAAAGAGUUGUCACGGGGCAGAGCGAUGACUCUCGUGGAUGCUGUGCAUUAUGCCCCGCAUGGUCAGAUUGAUGUGCAGCGCGUUGGCUGCGAUUUCCUGGUGUGCUCCCCCUACAAGUUCUUCGGACCUCAUGCAGGCGUCCUCUUUGGAAGGCGAGGCCUCUUGGAAUCUCUACCGGCGGACCGGCUGGACUGCUCGGAUGAUUCGCUACCCAGCAGCUUGAACAACCAUAUGUCCCGAUGGGAAGUUGGCACGCAGAACUACGAGGCGUUGUCAGGCGUCACCGCUGCCGUGAACUACCUGGCCGACUUGGGCCAUCGCUUUGGUGGUGCAGACCCAAAUGGGACGCGCGCAGAGCGCUUGGAAGCAGCCUGGGGCGCCAUUGAUGCCCACGAGAAUGAUCUCAAGCGCCGCUUCCUGGAAGGCUUGCGCAAUAUCCGGAAAGUGCGUCUGCUGGGGGAAGAGGAUCCUGCCUGCGCGGCGCAUCGAACAGCCACCUUCGCCGUGUCCAAGGAAGGCCUUGCGCCGCAG